Molecule: messenger RNA, 2854 nt
Organism: Austrofundulus limnaeus
Lineage: Eukaryota; Metazoa; Chordata; Actinopteri; Cyprinodontiformes; Rivulidae
Product: tumor necrosis factor alpha-induced protein 2
Exons: 13
Coding region: 65-1957 (630 amino acids)
Biological process (GO): exocyst localization; exocytosis
Cellular component (GO): exocyst
Molecular function (GO): SNARE binding
Source: RefSeq, a predicted model, not a curated record
CCCUCCCUCUCUCCUCCCUCUCCUCCCUCCUUCCGGUUCUUCAGAAGAGUGUCGAGCUCCGGAGAUGAGAGGAGGAGUUCUGGAGGAGAACCCUGGAGGAGCCAGGAGGAGGCUGCCCCGGCUGAAGAUCUGGGGCAACAACAAACAGAAGAACCAGCAUGAAGAGGACCAGCUGGACGCCUCGCAGCAGGAGGAGCAGCAGCAGGAGGAGCAGCUGGAGGACAUCAGUAGGAGGCUGAUUCUCAGGGAGGAGGAGCUCUUCAGCCAGGAUGUCCGGGGGGAGGAAGAGGAAGACCAGCUGCAGCGGGACUUUGAGGAUCUGAGGAUCCAGAUCUGGAUCACCGUCCACGGCACCUUCACCUCCGAGACUUCGAGAGACCUGGAGGUCCUGAGGAGCGCCAUGGCCUCCAUCCAGCAGCAGGAGCAGCAGGACCGGCGCUGGCAGGGCUGUCCCAAAGACCAGGUCCCGGUGUGGCGUCCUCAGAGGUGGCUCAGUACCCACAACCAGCUGCUGCAGAAGAUGGUGGAGGCCAGACUGUCUCAGGCCGCAGAGGACAACUCUGCUGAAGUGGACCAGCUGUCCUCUGCUGUGAAGAGACAGGUGUGCUGCACGGGGAAGCGGGUGAAAGAUGACCUGCUCACGGUGAUGAAGACGGUGAAGGACUGUUACCCUACCAGCAUGGACAUCCUGAACAUGUACGCCGGCCUCUACCACCGGACCUUCUCUCUCCGGCUGGUUGAGCUGAGCUCCUCGGAGCUGGAGAUCAACGACUGCAGCUACCUGCUGUUCUGGGUCAACCACUGCUAUCCACAUGAGGUGCUGAAACACAAAGACCUGGAUGGCCACAUAAAGACCGCCUGUCUGGGUUCCCUGCUGCUGCAGGACAGCUUGAACCGUCUGGAGGAGCAGUACCUGAGCCACAGAGAGGAGCAGGUGAAGCUGUGGCUGAGCACGGCUCUGAAGAAGGAACAGGAGAGCUGGCUGAGCGGGAAGACCCCCGAACUCAUCGGCAGUUACUUCUUCAGCCCACUUGCCAUCGACGUCAUACAGGUGAUGAACAGCUCCCUGACCGAGUUCAGCCACACCAUCAAAGACCAGAGCAAAGCUCAGAGGCUCCUGGUUCAACUGGAGAACUUCCUCAGCAGCUACAGGAAGUGUUUGGAGGAGUUUGUGAAGGGUAACCACAGUAACGUGCUCUCAGUGAUCAAGGCUCAGCUGGUGUGUGAGCAGCAGCUCAGUGAUUAUAUAAGUCGUCAAACAGGAAGUCUGUCCGAAGCACAGAGGCAGCGCUGCCUGGACGCCCUCUCUGCUGUGAGGGAUUGUGGGUACAGGUGUUUCACCUGUCCUCUUCAUGACCACACAAAGGCAUGUUUAAGUCAGCUGUGGACGUCUGCCUGGGCUGACGGCUCACUUCCUGUAAUCGGCUCGCUGCUGGACCAUCUGAACCAACAACUGGCCAGUCUCACGGACCUGAAACCAGCCUGCAGACAGUCCCUGUUCUGCGUCCUCUAUCAGAACGUGGUCCGUCAGUAUGUGAAGAAGACGAUGAAGACCAGGAAUAAGAACAGAGAGCAGCAGCUGGCUGGAGCUCAGCGGAUGAAGGAAGAUGCCGAGAAAAUGGACAGGUUCUUCACAGAGGAGGGUUGCAGCGAGACAUCGUGGCUCUGUGUGAUGCUCUGCAGCUUGGCUGAGGUUCUCCGUCUGCAGGAUCCCGCCAGCAUUCAGCUGGAGUUCGUUAAUCUGGCUCGAACUUUUCCUGACCUCAGUGGCCCUCAUGUGACUGCGCUGCUGUCCCUAAAAAAUGGAUUAUCAGCUGCUGACAUUCGCUCCAUCAGGCUCAGCGUGGAGGAGAACCGCCUCCUGGAUGCCUCCACCAAUCAGAGACCUCAGUUCUUCUCCAGUAUUAAAGUAAAAUGGAUCAAAAACAAAAUUAAGCAGAUGGGGCUGAAGAGUUAAAAUGUUAGCACGUUAGCAUUGUUUUUAGCUAUGUGUAGCUGGUGUUUGUUGUAUCUGUCUUAUUGUAUUCUCUGUAUUACUAUAGUAUCAUAUUUAUAAAUGAAGCUUGUGUAUACAGCUGUCUAACCAGGAAACUCAGAUCUCAAAGGAAUCAGUAAAACAGGUUAAACUCAGCUUGAGUUCAGCUUAAGUUUUGAUUUGGUGUUCCUCAGGGUUGAGUGCUGGUUGCCCUUUAGGUUUGCUGCAUUGUGAAAUCAUGUUUUUAGUUUGCUGAUGCAUAAACAAAACUUAGUGUUAUCAAAUCAAGCUAAGAUAAACUCGGGGUUGGAGCUAUUCGUUGACUCGUGGUUUUCCUUUUGACUCGACGAAAUUUGCUUAUUUAUUGGAACAGCGAUUUAUCUCUCUAGACGCAUUUUAAUAAAUGUCUUAGCAACAGUGUUUUUGACUUUCAGUUGAAGUUUUCUAUUGACACAAAUUCCUUUUAACACUUUUUAUUUCAAAGAGAAGCAUCUGCAUGCUAUCAACUUAUGACCCUUGUGAAACUGUUUAUAAUCUGUUAUUCAUAUUCUUGCAUUAAUGUUUAUGUUAUAGCUUAUCUAUAAAGGUGUAUAGAAAAAUGAUAGAUGUGUCUCCAUCUACUUCUGUUGUGCAAAAGUGGGGCCUGAUAUUCUGAUAUUGUAAUAUUUGGAAACAAAGUCUUCAUACCAUGUGUGUAAAAAUUACAAUCAUGGUGUCACAUAAUUCCAUCCAAACAUUUUAGAAACAUUUGUUUUUGAACAUUCAGCAGCUCGGUAAGUACUAAGUAACCCAAACUAUUAAAAAUAUGGUGUUUUAAUUAUUUUGUCAUAUAAAUGUCCUGUUAUAAUAUAUUAAAUGGUGGUAAAUAUUUUUACCUAA